UCACUGAAUCUUUCAACUAUCAUCUGCAGCUUGAAGAUAUAGACAUCAACAUGAGAGAUGACGAAUACACCAAGCAGGCUGGUAACAAGGAUUAUACAACUGACAAGCCAUAUAAUAGAGGCCAUUUAUUUCCAGCCUGUCAUGCUUUUGACUCUAAUGACAGAAAGUCAACCUUCACCCUGACAAACAUUGUUCCGCAAGCAGUUUCUUUCAAUGGUGGCAGUUGGCAAAAAAUGGAGAGCUGCACCCAAUGUAUCCUGCAAAAGUAUUGUAUUAAUGAAAUUGGAAUCUUUGAAGGCUUUGUGGUGACGGGGGCACAGCCAAGCACGAGCAACAAACUUAACAACAGGGUGAACAUACCUUCCAUGCUCUGGACAGCAUUCUGUUGCAACAUUAAGAACACAGACAGGUGGAUAGCUAGUGCACACUGGGGCGACAACAUUGCAGAACCUAAAUCUAAAUAUCUGCAGACAAAGACUUUGGCAGAACUCCAUCAAGAGCUGAGCAAAGAGAAUUCAAUGUUUGAGGCGUUUCCUGGAUCAAAGUGUCCUCUCCACACAACUGUCGCUGAGUUUUACCCAGAAAUUGAUCGCCGAUGCCAAUGCCCUCCCCAGGCUUCAACCACAACUGGCCCUCCCACUACCACAACGACCAGCACAACUACUGCCACAACUGCAACUAGUCAAACUCCCACGACUAUGAUUCCACCAACCACAACAACAAUCACAGUCUCCACAACCACAACAUCUAGUACCACUACCACCACCACUACUACUACCAUCAAGAAUGAUAACGAAGAGAACAACUCUAAAGAAGACAAUGGGCAAGAAGGAAAUCCGGAAAAACCAGCAAUAACUAACAGGGCUCCAUUUGGUGGUACAGUAGGAAGUGCUGGAUUGUUUGCAGGGAUAACUGCUAUACUCACAGGUACUGCAGGUAUACUGGGAGGUAUACUGGGAGCUAUACUGGGAGCUAUACUGGGAGGUGCAUCUACAGGUGCUGGUGUAACAGUUCCUGCUGCAUCAUCGACAACAUUUAUACAUACAACCAUUGAUCCAAAAACUAAUUCAACCUCCCAGACAUCAACAACUUUUAUUCCUCCCACUUUUGAUCCCCAAACUAACACAACCUCCCAGACAUCGACAACCUUUUCAGCUACCACUAUUAAGCCCCAAUCAAAAGCCCCUGUCACACAGUCUAUUCAAAACAGGACUGAUCCUUUAUUCCAGCUCACCUUUCCAUGUGAAGAAUACGAAGGCAGAAAGUGGCGGCUCUGCUGCUGUGCCUUUAAGCCAGCAAUGGAGAUAAUCACAGGGCCAAAUCCACAUCUGUGUGACCAGGAAAGUCAGCGUUGUUGCAAUGCAGUUCACAGAUCAUAUUCUGGAACGCUGGCCUGUCAUCUACAAGCACACACUAGGUCACGAAUACAUCUGAAUUGUUUCCGUAUGUGCAGGUGAAGAAAGGUCAUGAAAGACGGCAUAAUGAUCGGGUCUUCUGAGUGGUUGAUCACUGUGUGAAAGUGACUUAACGCAACCUCCCAGAUAAACACAUUUAUUCAUACACUGAAUUAAAAUGUUCUGUAUGUUUUACUGUUAAUCUUCUGACGGAUUUACUUUUCUUAUUAUCAGUUUGUUCAAUCAAUAAUAUGAUAUGUUGAUCUGAAUAUGGCCUGAUGCAUUUGUAUUACUAGGAGAUGCUGAGCAACAGUUUUGUUACUGCUUUGUGCUUUAUGGCUUGAAUACACACAUAUAUGUAUGUAGUCC
This is a messenger RNA of Acanthochromis polyacanthus (spiny chromis), 1763 nucleotides long. RefSeq lists its product as uncharacterized. The transcript has a single exon. The record is from RefSeq and is a predicted model, not a curated record. NCBI's taxonomy places the organism in Eukaryota, Metazoa, Chordata, Actinopteri, Pomacentridae. Gene Ontology annotation, molecular function: nucleic acid binding; hydrolase activity; metal ion binding. Bases 51 to 1457 code for a protein of 468 amino acids.